Schistocerca nitens (vagrant locust) is the source of this 1005-nucleotide messenger RNA. RefSeq lists its product as uncharacterized. NCBI's taxonomy places the organism in Eukaryota, Metazoa, Arthropoda, Insecta, Orthoptera, Acrididae. Bases 1 to 1005 code for a protein of 334 amino acids. The transcript has a single exon. The record is from RefSeq and is a predicted model, not a curated record.
AUGACUGGGGCAGGAGAUGGAGGAGACAGGAGAUGGAGGAGACAGGAGAUGGAGGAGACAGGAGAUGGAGGAGACAGGAGAUGGAGGAGACAGGAGAUGGAGGAGACAGGAGAUGGAGGAGACAGGAGAUGGAGGAGACAGGAGAUGGAGGAGACAGGAGAUGGAGGAGACAGGAGAUGGAGGAGACAGGAGAUGGAGGAGACAGGAGAUGGAGGAGACAGGAGAUGGAGGAGACAGGAGAUGGAGGAGACAGGAGAUGGAGGAGACAGGAGAUGGAGGAGACAGGAGAUGGAGGAGACAGGAGAUGGAGGAGACAGGAGAUGGAGGAGACAGGAGAUGGAGGAGACAGGAGAUGGAGGAGACAGGAGAUGGAGGAGACAGGAGAUGGAGGAGACAGGAGAUGGAGGAGACAGGAGAUGGAGGAGACAGGAGAUGGAGGAGACAGGAGAUGGAGGAGACAGGAGAUGGAGGAGACAGGAGAUGGAGGAGACAGGAGAUGGAGGAGACAGGAGAUUGGGGAGACAGGAGAUGGAGGAGACAGGAGAUGGAGGAGACAGGAGAUGGAGGAGACAGGAGAUGGAGGAGACAGGAGAUGGAGGAGACAGGAGAUGGAGGAGACAGGAGAUGGAGGAGACAGGAGAUGGAGGAGACAGGAGAUGGAGGAGACAGGAGAUGGAGGAGACAGGAGAUGGAGGAGACAGGAGAUGUAGGAGACAGGAGAUGGAGGAGACAGGAGAUGUAGGAGACAGGAGAUGGAGGAGACAGGAGAUGGAGGAGACAGGAGAUGGAGGAGACAGGAGAUGGAGGAGACAGGAGAUGGAGGAGACAGGAGAUGGAGGAGACAGGAGAUGGAGGAGACAGGAGAUGGAGGAGACAGGAGAUGGAGGAGACAGGAGAUGGAGGAGACAGGAGAUGGAGGAGACAGGAGAUGGAGGAGACAGGAGAUGGAGGAGACAGGAGAUGACGGCGACAGGAGAUGGAGGAGAUGGAGGAGACUGGAGAUAA